AUGGCAACUCACAUGGUCAACCACUUGGUUCUUCUCCUUGCACUGAUAUUGCCAGCCGCUCCCACCAAGAGUAUCCCUUCGAGAAGUCAGGACCUUCUUGUUGCCAUUGAAGAGAUGCAGAGAGCCAACUACUUCACCUUUGUCACUCUGAUCAACAUGUCCCCAGCCGACCUCUUUCGUGCCAGGAACAUCACUUUUCUGAUGCCCAACGAUCGGUUGCUGUCGAAUGGCAUACUCUCAGGAACUGCUAUCUCCGACUUCUUGCUCUUGCAUUCCAUCCCAUCCCCUUUGCUCUUUGACUAUCUUGAGCACAUCCCAAGUGGUUCAAUCAUCCCAACCUCAAAGCCAGAGUUCGUGCUCAAGAUCAAAAACCAUGGAAGAAGAAGCUUCUUUCUCAACAAUGCAAGGAUCAUUAGCCCAAACAUCUGUAUCGCAGGAUCUUCAAUCCGAUGUCAUGGCAUUGAUGGGUUGUUGUCUGCAGAUAAGUUGACGUCAGAGCAUAAUUCUACAGUUCCUACACCAAAGUGUCCUAGUAGUAGUCCACCUCCUAUUGUUGCAGCAACACCUCCUGCCCUCGUGGGGCACUCGCCGCCAUCAUUACCGCCACCUCCGCCCAUCGCUCUUAGUCUUACCCCUUUGGUUGCCCCACCACCAGCACGUACGAACGUCCAUUCAGAAAAGUCAGCUUCUUCUCCAUGGCCAUCUUACAGAGGAUUAUUGCCCCUAGUGAUGCUCUUUGUUUUGGGGUUGUCAGUCUAGUGUUGAGGGGGAAUUUGAUAGAUGGCCUGAAUGGUACUACUUACAUAAAACACAAGGCAUGCAAUAUUGCUACAUCACCCAAAAUACAAGGCUCCCAUGCUGCACUGGGAAUUUAGUGGACAUGGUGUAGACAGGCUUGCUUACAUAAUAGUACUAUAUAUAUAUAUAUAUAUAGAUGUUGACAAUUGUACAUGAGUUAAUGAGCCA
Molecule: messenger RNA, 966 nt
Organism: Malania oleifera
Lineage: Eukaryota; Viridiplantae; Streptophyta; Magnoliopsida; Santalales; Ximeniaceae
Product: FAS1 domain-containing protein SELMODRAFT_448915
Exons: 1
Coding region: 1-759 (252 amino acids)
Source: RefSeq, a predicted model, not a curated record